UUUACGCGCGUGUAACCUUGUCUUCCUACUCAGUAGUGUUUUUAAAUCAGGCGUGGAUACAUUAGUUCGUUUUUGAUUGUUUUUUUAUUCCGAAGUUAUGAGCAGAUAUAUUUUACCCGUGUCUGUCUUUGGAACAGUGUUUGGAUGCGCUGUUUUACUGAAAGACCGUAUGACUGGAGGCCGGUGUCCUAGUAAGGCUACCAUUAAUGAAAAGACUGUGGUUAUAACAGGAGCUAACACAGGCAUUGGAAAAGAGACUGCCCGAGAACUGGCCAGAAGAGGUGGUCGGAUUAUUAUGGGAUGUCGCGAUAUGGACAAGUGCGAAGCAGCUGCAAAGGAAAUUCGGGGGAAAACCCUGAAUCCUCACGUUUAUGCACGUCGCCUCGACCUGGCCUCCAUGAAGUCAAUCCGAGAGUUUGCAGAGAGGAUCAAACAAGAGGAGCCGCAUGUGGACAUACUGAUAAACAAUGCCGGGGUCAUGAGGUGUCCACAGUGGAAGACAGAGGACGGCUUUGACAUGCAGUUUGGAGUGAAUCACUUAGGCCACUUCUUACUGACGAAUCUUCUGCUGGAUAAGUUGAAAGAGUCCGCCCCCAGCAGAGUGAUCAACCUGGCCUCUCUCGCCCACAUUGUUGGAAAGCUUGACUUUGAGGACUUGAACUGGGAGAAAAAGAAGUUUGAUACCAAGCAGGCGUACUGUCAGAGCAAGCUUGCCAAUGUUCUGUUCACCAGAGAGCUCGCCAAGCGAUUACAAGGCACAGGAGUCACAGUGAAUGCGGUGCACCCAGGAGUUGUUGCCACGGAGCUCGGGAGGCACACUGGCCUUCACCAAUCACAGUUCUCGAGCUCUCUGCUCAGUCCCUUUUUCUCAUUGUUGGUGAAAAGCCCAGAGCACGGGGCCCAGCCCAGCGUCUACCUGGCUGUGUCUGACGAGCUGGAGGGGGUGACGGGGCGGUACUAUGAUGUUAUGACCGAAAAGGAACCAGCGCCCCAGGCCCUGGACGAUGAGGCAGCUUGUAGGCUGUGGGAGGUCAGCAGCAGGCUGGUGGGUCUGGAGCACGAAGGACAGCCCAGCGUGUCAAACCAAUCAGCGGAAGGCCAGAACAAAGCUGCACAGACAAACCCAGCGCAGACACUCGGGCAGAAUGUAGGACCAGCUGUCAGCACUGUAGGCCUAUAGGUCCUCUGAGCCAGCAGGAAAUAAUGGACCUUUAUCACUUGAGCUGUGCCAGACACAGGAACAAUUCUCUGUCUCAGACUUUGAGUCUGAGUGUCUCUAUAAUGGCAGUCUUUUGUAUGGUCAUUUAUGUUCCUGCCUCAGGAUGUUCUCUCUUUUAAAGAGAAUCUGUAACUUUGAAACAUACUUACGGAUUCAAAGUUACAUCCAGUUUGUAUUUCUGACUUUUCUCUGCUUGUUCUAGUGAUAAAAUGCAAGAAGUGCUACCAUGUCAUUAUGAGCAAAAAAGUGAAAGAGAGUUUUCAACAUACUCCUAAAAACCUACCAUAAAACAUUAAUGUUGUUGUUGUUUUUGAAUGUCAAAAUCACACCAACUUCCUGCUUUUUGUGGAGUUGAAACCUUGCACAUUAAAAUACACACCAGCAGAGGCUGUGUAUGGUAUGCUUUCUUUCACAAAGAGAGCACAAAAUCAAAUCUCCUUUGGUUGAAUCAUGUCUGUAAUUGGAGAAGAAAGCAUUGUUAUGCAGUCUUACUGGAGGACUGGAGCUUUGAAACUGUUUUUGAAUGAAUUCCGUCAUAAAAAGUUGAAAUAAAGCGCCAUCUACCUGCUUAACAUUAAAAUACAUGUACUGAAAACCACAUGA
This is a messenger RNA of Pelmatolapia mariae (spotted tilapia), 1822 nucleotides long. Its product is annotated as retinol dehydrogenase 13-like. The transcript is spliced from 7 exons. The coding region runs from base 98 to 1180 and encodes 360 amino acids. Gene Ontology annotation, biological process: retinal metabolic process. Lineage: Eukaryota; Metazoa; Chordata; Actinopteri; Cichliformes; Cichlidae. Gene Ontology annotation, cellular component: mitochondrial inner membrane. Gene Ontology annotation, molecular function: all-trans-retinol dehydrogenase (NADP+) activity. The record is from RefSeq and is a predicted model, not a curated record.